GCUGCGCGGAGGGAGCCCGGGCGGAGGGAUGUGGGGCUUUGGGGGAGGCAGGAUCUUCGGGAUCUUCUCCGCUCCCGUCCUGGUGGCCGUGGUGUGCUGCGCCCAGAGUGUGAACGAUCCCGGCAACAUGUCCUUCGUGAAGGAAACGGUGGAUAAAUUGCUGAAGGGCUACGACAUCCGCCUCCGCCCGGAUUUCGGAGGUCCGCCCGUCUGCGUGGGGAUGAACAUCGACAUCGCCAGCAUCGACAUGGUCUCCGAAGUCAACAUGGACUACACUUUGACUAUGUAUUUUCAACAGUACUGGAGAGAUAAGAGACUGGCAUAUGCUGGCAUACCUCUCAACCUGACGCUUGAUAAUCGAGUGGCAGAUCAACUCUGGGUGCCUGACACCUACUUCUUAAAUGACAAGAAAUCAUUUGUGCACGGUGUUACUGUGAAGAACCGAAUGAUUCGCCUUCAUCCAGAUGGAACGGUGCUUUAUGGCCUCAGAAUCACAACCACUGCAGCUUGUAUGAUGGACUUGAGAAGAUACCCGCUAGAUGAACAAAACUGUACUCUCGAAAUAGAAAGCUAUGGCUACACGACUGACGACAUAGAGUUCUACUGGAGAGGUGGAGAUAAUGCAGUCACUGGCGUGGAAAGGAUUGAGCUUCCUCAGUUCUCCAUUGUGGAAUACAGACUGGUGUCCAAGAAUGUUGUCUUUGCCACAGGUGCCUAUCCAAGACUCUCACUAAGCUUCAGGUUGAAGAGAAAUAUUGGAUACUUUAUUCUUCAAACCUACAUGCCCUCCAUACUGAUUACCAUUUUAUCAUGGGUGUCAUUCUGGAUCAAUUAUGAUGCAUCAGCAGCAAGAGUUGCCCUUGGAAUUACAACUGUGCUGACUAUGACAACAAUCAACACACAUCUGCGAGAGACUUUGCCUAAAAUUCCCUAUGUUAAAGCCAUUGACAUGUAUCUUAUGGGCUGCUUUGUAUUCGUCUUCUUGGCCUUACUUGAAUAUGCCUUUGUCAACUACAUUUUCUUCGGAAAAGGCCCUCAAAGGCAGAAGAAACUUGCGGAAAAAACAGCAAAGGCAAACAACGAUCGCUCAAGGUUUGAAGGCAGCCGGGUGGACACCCAUGGAAACAUUCUGCUAACAUCUCUUGAAAUUCACAACGAGGUGGCAAGCAAUGAGGUCACAACCAGCGUUACGGAUGCCAGAAAUUCAACGAUAUCCUUUGACAACUCAGGAAUCCAGUACAGAAAACAAAGCUCACAUCGCGAAAGCCUUGGAAGGCGUUCAUCAGACAGAACAGGCUCCCACAGCAAGAGGGGCCAUUUACGAAGAAGGUCUUCACAACUGAAGAUAAAAAUUCCUGAUCUAACAGAUGUGAAUGCCAUCGACAGAUGGUCAAGAAUGGUGUUUCCAUUCACAUUUUCUCUUUUCAACUUAAUUUACUGGCUAUACUAUGUUAACUGAGUGACUGAACUUUUUUAAAGGACUUCAAUUAUAACAAGUGAAGUACUACUUGCCUGCAGAGUUUAUAUAUAUUUAUAUGUAAAAAUAUAUAUAUAUAUGAACUUUUACAAUGUAGAGAAUACUCAUGUAUGUGUGAAUACAUACAGCGAAAGAUCGUGUGUAUAUAUGAGCACACACUGAAGAGCAAAAGUAUAUGUAUGCACACAUACGUGUACGCAUUCAUUCUGAGGUUAUGGACAAUGUAACAUAGAAUGCACUUCCGAGGAACUUUUUAAUUUGAAAGGCAAGUGUCGUCCAAAGCAAGCCUUGGGAACGUAAGUGUUGUAUAUUAUCACUUCAAAACUUUGAUGGUCAUAGAAAUUUUCAAACAGCUGUAAUGGUGUAUAAAGUCAGUAUUUAGUAACAUUGUUUGUAAAUGCUGCCAUACACACUAAUCAUAAGGUGAUAGAGUUACACUGGUAAGUUUAAAGUAAGUCGUUUGUAUUGCAGAACCAUGAACAACAAUUUCAUCAAGCCAAACUUGUUUCUCUUUGCUAAAAUUUCUUGGUUUUGUAUGACCUAACACAUUUUUCCCGCUCAUGAAUGGGCACUGUUUUUAAUGGUCUCUUGCUUUCUCUUCUGCAGUAAGCAAGCUGAUCAUAGGAGCGUUGCUGUAGGUCUUUGGAGAUGUAUACAUGUUCAUAAUAUUUCAAACAAGCAUUUUAAAUGUCCAUCAACAGUGAAAAGAAUCUUUUGUAAGUACUGUAAAUGUGCAGCACAUUUUCCUCCCCUUGGACUGGUUCCAGCUGCCAUGUCAUUUUGAAAGAGAACAGCACAUUUUUAGUGUAAAGUAGCUGAGAUUUCAACUACUGUCAACGUGUUCUACAUCUGCUGUAGAUUUAAAGAUUGUUAUUCCAGUGAAAGCAUAGAAGAUGUCUCAGGUUAUUUGCUACUUCAACAUGAAACCACCUAGCUGUAGCAUUUUUUAAAUAUGCAUUCACAUUAUUUAACAUUCUUAUAACAUUGUAUGUUAAUGUAAAAUAUAUUUGCAUAAUAUGCAUAUAAGUAUAUUUUCUCAAUGUUUUUCUUUCCUGUGCUUGCUAUUGUGACUGCAUGCUAUGUCAUAUUUUUGUUUCUGUGAUGUUACAACUUUUUAUUCUUUAGAAUUGAGCAAAUAGAGCACUUCUGAUACUUUGAUUCAGUAAUGGAGUAUUUUCAUAUUUUAUUUAUAUACUUAAAGUAUAUACAUGUACGCUUAUGAAGCUCACGUCCUGCAGUCACAGAUCACAAAAGACAGCAAGAAGUAUGUUUUCUUUCAGGACUGUGUUCAGACUCACCUUUCAUGCAAAUGUGAGCACUUUGGUUUUCAUUCACAUUCAUUCCCUAAGCAGGUUUCCAACUUUUUUCCGUCUAGUAUAUUGUAGUCAUUCAAGGUAUGCUGAUUUCAGAUCUGUAAACUUAAUUUGUUACUUAUUAGAGCAACCUUUCUAAAGAAAAGAAGAUAUAUUUUUUGUAAGCAGCAUUUCUAUCAUGUACAUUCACAACUACCAACAGGUGCAGUAGAAUAAUUAGAUUUAAAACAAGAAUUUAGGCAUGGCUAUGCCUGUACUCCAUAUGCAGGAUUCCUGGGGAAAUCAAUAGGAAAUUAUGUCAAAAAGAGAGCUUUGAAUGUUAGCUAGGGACAUCUAUGGGAGAAAAAUGUGGAUAUGCAUCUACCAAGAUAAAAGCACCAAGAUGGGAUGAUGAUGAGAAGGCCUUGGAUUACCUAUGAGUAGAGCACUCAUGCUGCUGCCAUGUACACUCUGUUGCUGUUUCCACCCUUGACUCUGCAACUGAGCUGAGAAACUUUGUUCUGGGCUGAACUGCAGCAUAGGCAGUGUGCAAAGCCUGAGCUUCAGUCUCAUCCUGGGGGCUGCUACUCACUGAACAGCAACAUGCUCCUUCAUCUGCCUUGAGGUAGAGCUGCAGUGUGAUCCCCAUUGCUUUGCCCUUGCCUGCAUUGGUAGGCUGCAACAUAUUAUGAGCUGUCUGAUAUUUCUUCCAACUGUGAAGGGAUUGUAGAGCAUGUUGUCAUCAUUAUUGUCAAAGUAAUAAAACAAUUAGCACCUUCCCAAAUACACAUGUUGUAGAUUCAUUGAUAAUAUCUCCCAAGUUCUUACCUUAAUAGCAAAAUGUAAUUAAACAAAAAAUACAAUAUUAAUAAAACAUAAAAAUGGUAGGCUCUGCUUUGGAAAAGUUGCCCUAAUGAAAUAUCUUUGAGCAAGUUUUUUGGUUAGUGCCCUAAACAACUAUUUUGAAAAAAGGAAUUCAAGAAGAGAGUAGUCCCACCCUCUCACUGUUUUUAAUCACUGUUCUCUCCCUUGAGCUCCAGCUCCUAGAAAUGCUCUGGUCAGCCAGGGCUCUGUCACAACUAGAAAAGAGCUUUUAUUUGUGAUGUGAAUAUGUGCUCCACAUGCUGUAGAGGCUUCAGUCAGGAUUUUUACAUAGAUGGACAAAUUACUGACUGGUCUCAGAUAAGAGGAAAUGUGCUUUUUCAGCACCCUGCAUGGGCAAGAUAACUAAGUCUCUGAGUCUCCACCCCCUUGCACAACUGGAGAGCAGUGUAUUACUGUAGCCCCCUUCAGGAAACAGUAUUUUCCACCUUCCCUCUCAUUGCAAAAAGUGAGCAGUUGCACAUUUCAGAUUUUCAUGAGAUUCCAUAUCCAUCAGCCCAGCCAAGCUCCAUGGGGCACAAGCAGCUUGGACUGUGAACAGACUGUAGUCUUUGUUGGACUUGAAAAAAGCCAGGAAAUUCUCACUUAAGGUUAACACUUCAUCCUUAACACGCAUUUUUGUGCCUUUUUUGCCAAUUCCCUUCUUCCAGUCCCAGCACCACUUCUUACACACAGACACACACACAGCCGUGUGUUAAGAACAGUGUUUGCCUUGACCUCACAUUUUCUGGCUAUUGUCACUUUAUGCUAGCUACAGUGUAUGACUUUAACCAUAGGUGGCUUUAAGACUAAAAGAUGAUCAUUCCAAUCAAAUUGCGCCAGAGAAAUGUAUUGCAUAGCUAAUUAACUCAUUUCUAACUCACACUAACUAUAACAUUUACACAUCAUUUGUUUGUAAAAGGCAAUGGAAAAAAAAAAAACAACUGGAACUAUUUGUGUUGUAGCCCAGAGAGUCAAUAAGCAGUAGAAAUAUUAUGGUGAUUUAACUCUAAGUUGAUUUCAUCCCAUUGUAAAGAUAAACUAAAAUCCAGUCUUUUUUGCUUAAGGCACAUCUAUGUAUUUUUGGUAUUCUUCAGCAGUGGAAAAAAAAGAAUAGUAAAAUGGAAUGAUGAAGAGAUGCUUUAUGAAAAUAUUGAUAAAUGAAUAUUCAUUUAUUAAAAAGGAU
Molecule: messenger RNA, 4816 nt
Organism: Meleagris gallopavo (turkey)
Lineage: Eukaryota; Metazoa; Chordata; Aves; Galliformes; Phasianidae
Gene: GABRB3
Product: gamma-aminobutyric acid type A receptor subunit beta3
Biological process (GO): monoatomic ion transmembrane transport
Cellular component (GO): membrane
Molecular function (GO): GABA-A receptor activity; extracellular ligand-gated monoatomic ion channel activity
Source: RefSeq, a predicted model, not a curated record